AUGGCUAAGGCGUUCCAGGACCUUGCCAGGGGCGAACAGCAAGCUGCAGCUCUGGAAGCAAGCCUGACGAGCUUAGAGAGCAAGCUCAAUGUCCUAUUGGCAUCGUUUGAAGGUGGACCUGGCUCGUUCGAUGCCGGUCAGGUGAAAGACAGCUAUGAAAAGCAGGGACCCGAGGCAAAGAAAUAG
Messenger RNA from Daldinia caldariorum, 186 nucleotides. RefSeq lists its product as uncharacterized. Lineage: Eukaryota; Fungi; Ascomycota; Sordariomycetes; Xylariales; Hypoxylaceae. The record is from RefSeq and is a predicted model, not a curated record. The coding region runs from base 1 to 186 and encodes 61 amino acids. The transcript has 3 exons.